This is a messenger RNA of Bradysia coprophila, 3843 nucleotides long. RefSeq names its product vascular endothelial growth factor receptor 1-like. Gene Ontology annotation, molecular function: transmembrane receptor protein tyrosine kinase activity; ATP binding. Gene Ontology annotation, biological process: protein phosphorylation; multicellular organism development; cell surface receptor protein tyrosine kinase signaling pathway. NCBI's taxonomy places the organism in Eukaryota, Metazoa, Arthropoda, Insecta, Diptera, Sciaridae. Gene Ontology annotation, cellular component: signaling receptor complex; plasma membrane. The record is from RefSeq and is a predicted model, not a curated record.
AGACGUUAAGACUGCGUGAUUGCACAUGAUCAGAGAACAAAAAAAUGUCGAAAGAAUGAUCUCGUCGAUCGUAUUAUGUUGGGUAAUUUGGAUAUUCUUGGGCAAAAUUGUUGUUGCAGAGAACGACGUCUUUCUGGCUCCUCCUACCAUUGACCCACUAUCGAAUAAAGAAACAUUAGCACCACAUUCGAACUUCUCCAUUCGUUGUGUUGCGGAGUACCCAAUAACCUGGCAACCAUUUCAGGUUAGAAAGUGCAUUCCGAUCCCGAAUAUCUCGUCUGCGGUAAUUAUGUUUGUUUGCUAUUUUCAGGGCUUUGACGGAAGAUACGAUGUUGAUCACAUUGAAGAAAAGGAUUACUAUUACAAAGGUCCCUUUUCUUACGAUCGUCGAUACAUUAGUACGAUCCAUUUGACUAACGUAUCACAUCAUUUUGUGGGUUAUUUCUAUUGCGUGGCAAACAGUACACAAGGAAAUUACAACUAUUCGUGGAGUUUUGACAUUGAACGUGACCGUUACGAAGGAGCUAGUGGCCUAACACAAAUCUACAUAUUUGUUAAUGACACUCAACAUUUGUUGGCACCUUCUGGAUUGCACAACGGAAAAGCUCUCCGUCAACGUUACCAAUCGAUAGCCAUUUCCAUUGAUGACGAUUUCUUGCAUCAUAUACCAUGUAAACCAACGUCAGAAAACGUCAAAGUAAAUCUACUUGAAGACGGCAAAAAGUUGCCUAUUGAGCGCCCAAUUUACUACCGAAAGGAAAUAGGAUUCUGGAUUGAGUUUACUUCGGCUGAAGAAAUUUACGGCAGAACGUUUGCUUGUGUGCCAGACUCACGCAACGAUUUGCAAAUACUUUUCCCCAUCCGAUACCACCCACCCAAGAUAGAAUCAGCCACUGGACUGUUUGGAACCAGAGGGGAACAGCUGAAAUUGAAUUGUUCGAUUGUAGUUCGAACCGGUGAAAAAGUGGUCAUCGAGUGGAAAUUACCGAAUGCUUCGUUAAAGGAGACGCGAGUUGUUCAAUCGGAACUAACAAUACAAAAUCAUCCAACAAGACGGUCUCUGCAAAUAGCAACGAGUGCAAUUUUAAUCGGAAAUGUUGACAAAGUCAUGGACGAAGGAGUUUAUGAAUGCGAAGCUAUUGACGAACUUCGAAGCAAAAGUGUCGACCGAAUCUUUAUUGAAAUUUUGGAAAAAGAUGACGACGCUCUCGACAUUCAAGCGAUGGAUGGAAUUUACGGAAUCGAAAUCAAAAGUGGGCAAGUGGCAAUAUGGAAAGUGAAAUAUAAAGGGCGUCCAAAGCCAACGAUUGAUUGGUAUAAUCCAAUGGGGAAUAUAAUACUUCCAGAUGAUAAAGAUGAAAAUUAUGAGGUGAAGGUCACAGAAGACUUUACUGUUUUGAAAAUAUGGAUGGCUAAGCUAGACGAUUCUGGCUCCUACACACUGAAAGCUUCUAAUGGAGUUAGUUCAAUGGAGAAAAAAUUCGAACUGCGCGUAAAAGGCGUUCCAACUGUUGAGGUUCGAAGUGUUGCGUUACGGAUCAACGAAUCAAGAAAAAUUGCUUGUGUUUGUACAGGAUAUCCUCCGUCGACCAUAACGUGGAUGUUUGCACGAUGCUGGGUCAGUGAAUUGUUUGAUUGCGACGCAAACUAUCGUUACAUUGAGGCACAAUAUGUUAAUACAACGUCAGAGUCAACUCAAACAUCUGUCGUAGUGCUAAACGCUACACACUAUGGAAAACUUAAAUGCAUCGCAAUUAACUCUGAAGGAAUAGCGAGUGCUGACACGGAUUUGCAUGUCACAGAUAUUGAAAACAGCUUUUUCGACGUUUGGAGAUUGAACAGCGAAACGGAAAUCGUUGCCGGUGAUAAUGUGACAAUUUUUUGUGAAGUUUACGUCUUAUCCGAAAUAGUUUGGUUUCUUAACGAUCGAACCGUUCAAUCGAGUGACGAUAUGAAAGUUCAGAGCUUUGCUUUGUCGAUGAAGAAAAGUAUUACUUGGCAGGCCAUCAAAACCAGCCAUUCGGGUACAUACGAAUGUCAUAUGAUCAAUCAAGAAUCUUCGAUAAUUAAAAAGUUGAUCAUAAAAGUCUAUGAACCACAAAAACCGGAAGUGGACAAUACAGUACCAGCAAAAGAUGUGAUGGAAGUGGAAUUGAACCAACCGACUCGAUUGGCUUGUAACAUUAUCGGCCAUCCGCGUCCCAACAUUCGGUGGUACAAAAAUGAAGAAUUGAUGAGCAUCGGCACCAAGUACAGACUCUCUGACGAUAUGAAAACGUUGAACAUUUACAAAACAGACCUCAGUGAUGGCGGCAACUACAAGUGCAUUGGGACGAAUCGUUUCGGAUCGGUUCAGCAAAUAGUCAACUUGACAGUCAAAAACGGGUUAUCAAACGUCGCUGGGAUAAUUGGAGCAACUGUACUGACGACGCUUGCGUUUAUGAUUGUGUUAGUUUAUGCGGUUCUGCGAAACCGAAAAUUACGGCAAGAAUUGGACGCAUGUAAAUAUUCCAAUCUUGAUGGAAACCCAGAUGCCAUAAACCUAGACUUGCCAUUACACGAUCAAGUUGAUUUUCUGCCGUAUGACAAACAGUACGAGUUUCCAAAGCAAAACCUAAAGUUGGGAAAGAUGUUAGGAUGUGGCGCAUACGGUGUUGUGUUUCAAGGACUGGCCAUUGGCAUAUUACCGACGGAAGAUGAAACUGUGGUCGCUGUGAAAAAGCUAAAACAAACAGCCGGAAAGGAGGAAAUCGUUGCGUUGGUGACUGAACUGAAGAUAAUGGUUCACAUGGGACGACAUUUGAAUGUUGUCAAUUUACUGGGCGCCGUCACCAAGAAUAUUGCGAAGCGCGAACUGAUGCUCAUUGUGGAAUUUUGUCUGUUCGGAAAUUUGCAAAAUUUUUUGUCCGAAAAUCGAAAUUUGUUCGUGGAUCAAGUGAACAUCCAGAAAGAUUCCAUCGAACAGAGCAACUUAAAAUACAUAAGACCGUGUUUCAGUCACAACCAAAGUGAUGGAACGUAUCAAGAAAAUGUCAAAAUUACACAAGAAACAAAUGUAGAUACAGAUGUCGCUGCAUCGGUGAAUUCAAUCACGACGACAGAUCUAGUCUGUUGGCUGUUCCAAAUUGCAAGGGGAAUGGAAUAUUUGUCAUCGAGAAAAGUGCUUCACGGUGACUUGGCCGCUCGUAAUGUUCUGUUGUGUGAUGGUAACGUAGUUAAGAUAUGCGAUUUUGGUUUGGCAAGGUCAAUGUACAAAUAUUGUAAUUACGUGAAGCAGGGACAGACACCUCUCCCGUUUAAGUGGCUUGCUAUUGAAUCCAUUCGUGACCAGAUAUUCAGCACAUCUACCGAUGUCUGGUCAUUCGGUGUUCUCAUGUGGGAGCUGUUUACUUUAGGUCAAACACCAUAUCCCGGCAUGAGCGCAGAUCACGAUUUAUUUGUUAAACUAACAGACGGUUAUCGUAUGGAUAAACCAGAGUAUGCAACGGAAGAGGUCUACCACAUCAUGUUGAACUGUUGGAAUGUGAAUGCGGAAACGAGGCCAACGUUCAAUGAUUUGGAAGAGAAAUUCGGUAAAAUACUCAAAGAUGGACAGGCUGAGCACUACAUUGACUUAAAUCAACAGUACGUUGCAAUGAAACCCAAUUAUUUCCAGCAAAGCGAAACCGAUUACAAAGCGUUACUGGAAUCACCGGAAACAAUGGCCCCUCUUUACACAGCGAUGAAACCAAUUUUUGACAAACAGUAAAUCGAACGAGCGACUAAAUGCAACCGCAAGUCGUCCGAGCAAAAUAAAACAAAAAUUUGUUUCUUUCGGAAUGAACAAUAAAGUAGAACAGAGAC